This is a messenger RNA of Monopterus albus (swamp eel), 1086 nucleotides long. RefSeq lists its product as uncharacterized. The record is from RefSeq and is a predicted model, not a curated record. Lineage: Eukaryota; Metazoa; Chordata; Actinopteri; Synbranchiformes; Synbranchidae. The annotation marks the transcript as partial. The transcript is spliced from 5 exons.
AUGGCGAAGCACCUCAGGAACGGGCACAUGGUGCACAACUGCACCUACAAGAGCACCAGGCUGGACCAACACCUCAGGUGCUGCCACUCGGAGCUCAGCAGUGAUCAGGUCCAGCAGCAACUGCGGUGGGCCCGGAGAACCACCACCAUAGGCCUCUUGAAGCAGCUCCGGGAAACGAACCCAGCAGUGCCUCUGGCCUCUACUCUGGACCUGGUGGAGGAGGACUACUUAGAUGAUGUGCCUCUAGAGUUGGAAAAGGAGCCCCUAUGCCAGAACCCAGAGUGCAAGCAAAUGCGAAGAAAGGUAGUUGCCCUGCAGGAAGAGCUACGAAAGAUCCGUGAUGCUUACCACAGGCAGAGCAAACUAUUGCGCCAGGUUUCCAAGGGCAAAAGAGUUGGCAGAGGAGAGCAGCAAGUGGAGGAGGGGGAUGAGGGGGAGCAGCAAGUGGAGCAAGAGGAGGAGCAGCCAGGCCCUUCACAUGUGCCUGCCCCAGUGGCAGAGCCAUCGAGGGAGAGAGGGCCAGAGGUACCUGGCAGCGUGGAGGCAGGCCGGUCCAAAGCUGCAAAAAGGCUAUUUAUGGGGACCGGCAAAGGCUCCUUCCUCCGCCACAUCAAAUUCCCGGACGCCUAUGUGGCAUCAAUUUACGGGCACCGCACGGGGGUCUUCAAGAACAUGACGGUGGCGGAGGUCAGGGGAGCGGCCACUGAGGGCCAGCCUCCCACGGGCUACGUGAUCCGUGUGAGCGAGCACAAGACAGCCAAGGACUUUGGCCCGGCGCAGAUCUUCCUAGAGCCGGAGGAGUACGGCUGGCUCCUCAAGUGGCUGGAGGUCAGGGAGCUGUGCAGUCCGCAGGGGGACCGGGUCUUCUUUACGCCGGGAAAAGGUCCAGUUAAAAACCUGGUGCGCUACAUGCAGGAGGCGUGGGCGGAGAUGGGCUUGCCCGGCAAGCCCACAUUCAUCGACCUGCGGACCGCCGUGUCUGCACAUGCAAUGAAUGUCCAUGUGCCGGAGGUGCGAGAGAAAGUGGCUCGGUUCAUGUGCCACGACACCUCCACGGCCGACCGCUUUUACGCCUUGCACCUGGAU